CUCGUUCGAACAGUGCUACAGGUUGGCUCCGUUGUGGACUCUGUGGACAGGAAUGGCCGGACACCAUUAAGUUAUGCUGCAGAACAUGGACAUUUGGCCGUCGUUGCCAUCUUAAUGGAAGCAAACGCUCUACCCUUUACUGAAGAUUCGGACCGGCGAACUCCGCUAUCAUACGCUGCUGGUGAAGGCCACAUUUCAGUAAUGGAAAAGCUACUGAGCGAUCCACGCGUAAAUAUAUACUCCAAAGACACACAAAACCGAAGUCCACUUCACUGGGCAGCAAUUAACGGUCGUCAUGACGCCAUCGAGUGGCUGGUUAAACAAGGAGCCCAAGUUGAUCUCAUGGAUAAUAACGACCACACACCACUUUAUGCUGCACUUUUGAAC
Messenger RNA from Trichoderma citrinoviride, 387 nucleotides. RefSeq names its product ankyrin repeat protein. Gene Ontology annotation, molecular function: protein binding. The transcript has a single exon. The annotation marks the transcript as partial. NCBI's taxonomy places the organism in Eukaryota, Fungi, Ascomycota, Sordariomycetes, Hypocreales, Hypocreaceae. Gene Ontology annotation, biological process: cell adhesion. The record is from RefSeq and is a predicted model, not a curated record. Gene Ontology annotation, cellular component: plasma membrane.